AGUGAUAUGAGAGAGAGCAUAGUAGCUCGCCUUACUUCUGCAUGACAAAGAAAGCGCUAGUCGCUACUCUCAUGGUCGCCAUAUGUUGGAGUUCUGAACUGGUCCUCAGCUCCGUCAGGCCCCUGGGCCAGGCCCACCUCGCCAUAAGUAACCUACGCAGGCUGCGUCUCCAUCAUCACCAUGCAUCGGAGGCGGCGGAGGCGGGCGAGUCUCCUUGUCAUGGCGACGCUGCUCUCUUCCUGUUCUUCCAGCGCUCACGAAUGGACCACAAGCGGCAACUGCCCCGCACGCUGCGCGUCCGGCACCGCGUUAUGCCUCGCAUCACCACAGGACGGCGAGUGCGUGGCACUGACCCAAACCGCAGCCGCAGACGAGUGGCGCGUAGCGCUGGAGGACUCGACGAGCUACCAUUUCGGCGCUGUGGCGCUCUCGCCCUGGGUGCGGAAGCUGGAGCUGCACGGGAACAAGACGCGCAUGACAUUCGACGUCGCCAGCCGCUGGAAGGGCGAGCACCUGACCGCGCUGCUAUUUAUUGGCCUGGACUUAACCAACACCUCGCUUCCGGCUUUACCUAGCUCACUCACACAGGUGCAGAUUGUGGACUGCGUGCUGAACAGGCUUCCCGUUGCGUGGCUACUGUCGCUGCCCAGACUCGAGACACUGGUGCUCGCGAACAACACGCUGACAGGUGAAAGGCAAAUGCUGAUGGAGCUCAGUGAACGACAGUUUAAGCUGCUAAGCUCUCGACUUACGGAGGAGCCAGCUAUUGAGACGGAGUUGGACGAAAUGCAGACGAAAGAGUGCACGAACGACCGAGGAGGCCGCAUAGGGGAAUUAAAUGGCUGGCAGAUGUGCGUUGUCCCCGACGAAAUUGCUGUGGCUCGACGCCUCCAAACAUCAGUAGGCUUUGGCUCGGGUGGAACCCAGGUAGAAGACACUAGCGACGAGACGGAUGGGUCGAGUUCUUCGUCCGAUGACGACCAUCACACGCCGACACUCGUCCUGCUCAGUAUGGGCUUGCCAUUCAUCUACUUCUUGUACAAGGUGGCUCUCUAUAUCUUCUUCAUGCGGACCUACAACCGGAGUCCCAAAGAAAGCAAGAAACCCGACAUUGGUACGGCAAACGACAGUGAACGGGACCGCCCGACAGCGAAUGAGUCGACCACUUCUCCACCUGCAAGCCCCUCGCCCCGGGUACAUCGAAAGCAGGACAAACAACCAUUCUCCAGCAAUAACGCUGGGUUCUGGGUGGACGAGGAGCUGCAGCCAUGGCGGUUGGACUUCCAGCGCUUGAAAAUGCUUAAAUGCCUCAACUUGUUGCCUUCAGAGAAGCGCCAGACGCUGCGCAAGCAAAGCGUGACGAGUGCUAUGAAUCCUCGAGAGAUUUGGCUGGCGUCUUUAGCACCAGCAAAGGGAUCAGCCGUGGCAGUGUCACCUGGGGGAGGCACUACUGAUACUUUGGUGGUGGCAAAGUUUUUGGUCCCUAAGGAAGACCAGGGACCGCGUUCGUCUGCAAGUGGCAAUGGCGGUGGAGGCGCGAGUGAUAAACUCAAGAGCGAGUUGAAGCGUCAAGCUGUAUUUUCACAUCCGCAAGUCGUGGCUUUCCUUGGAGUGGCCUGGUCGCGCGAAACGAACCUGGUCGCUAUUACGGAGUAUAUGGCUCAAGGUGAUCUUCGACAGUGGCUUCAUCGUACAGCGAGACAGCAAAGUGGCAAAUGGACAGUACUCAAAGUUCAAAUGUUGCUGGACGUGAGCAGAGCGUUGCUAUACCUUCACUCCAUGCAGCCACGUCUAGUGCACGGAAAUUGCAACUCUCGGAACGUGUUGUUGGACCGAUCGCUGCGUGCCAAACUGAGCGAUUUUGGCGUGGACAGUCGAGCUGAUGGUCUUACCGAGCAGGAGCUUAUGUCGUACAGCGCAGUGGGCUCUGGUCGUUGGAUCUCACCAGAAGCUCUUCUAGGCCGCGAGACUAGCGCUUCGUACCCGGACGCGAGCGACGUGUACUCGUUUGGAAUCCUAAUCGCCGAGAUGGAUUCGCAUGAGCUACCGUUCUCGGAUCUGAUGCAGGCGAACCGGUCUGCUGUGCCCGAGACGGACAUCCUACAGCUCAUUGCCAGAGGCGCACUGUCACCUACGCUGUCUCCCGCGUGUCCGAAGAGCAUCGUGAAGCUUGUGAACGCGUGCACCAGCUACAAGCCCAAGUACAGACCUAGCAGUACACAAGUGCAGCAGGAUCUCCUGCGUAUCUUGGAAGAUUUUCGUGCAAUUGAGAAUAACACGACGGCUACCAUAUCGGUUGGAGCACCGCGCUCAAACCCGCCGUCGAAUUUGGUAUGAGGCUGCUUCCGUGCAGCUCGAUAGUAUAGGGAGUUUUGAAGCCCGUAAAGCAGAUAUUUGUUAAGCCUGUCCAUCGUGUUCGUAUACACUUUUCUUGCUGUUACCAGCGAGCUCAGCAUUACUGUAUCGCUGGUGUGGCAAAUUGUGUCACAAGACCACAGCUGAUCAGCGAAGACGAGUCGGAGUGAUCGUGUACUGCGACCCAGGCUGGGUCAGCAGCGCGAUCCCGACUUGUCUGUUGUUCCACACGCUGUCAAUCGAAGCCUGCAAGAUCGUUAUGGACACGCCCUCUUCGGCUUGUGCAGAAGCCUCCAUUUCUGUUGAGCCAUAAUCUAUUCGAGUUGUGAAAGGCGAGUGUUCAGUACAUUUCGGCCGAAUACAUUUUUCCGCUCCAUUUCAUC
This is a messenger RNA of Phytophthora nicotianae INRA-310, 2738 nucleotides long. Its product is annotated as TKL protein kinase. Bases 181 to 2337 code for a protein of 718 amino acids. The record is from RefSeq and is a predicted model, not a curated record. The transcript has a single exon. Gene Ontology annotation, biological process: protein phosphorylation. NCBI's taxonomy places the organism in Eukaryota, Oomycota, Peronosporomycetes, Peronosporales, Peronosporaceae. Gene Ontology annotation, molecular function: protein kinase activity; ATP binding.